AUGGCGGCCCCGGGCGGGCUGGGCCGCUGCGUGGCCGCCUUCUGGCUGGCGCUGGCCUUCGACGCGGUGGGGCUGGCGGUGCUGCUGGCCGGCGUGUUCGCCGACGUGUUCUUCUCCGACCUGCUCAUCUACGCGGGCGGCAUCGGCAUCUUCCUCAGCCUGGUCUGGUGGGUGUUCUGGUACGCGGGCAACCUGGAGGUGCCGCCCGAGGAGCUGCGGGACGACGUGGGGCUGUCGGCGCCCAAGGGCCGCGGGGACACGCUGCUGCGGCGGCUGGUGAACGGCCUCAGCCUCCGCCUCACCGCCGCGCUCGCCCCCGCCCGCCCCGCCGACCUGGAGCUGCAGCGCACCGGGAGCGCCCGCGGCCACGCCGAGCCCGGCAGGAUCUGUUGAAGACACGACUACUGACGUUACUGCCCCAAAAAGUGGGGGAAAUGCUGCAAAUUAUGGAAAGAGAUUCCCUACUCAAAACAGUAGGAUUCUCUCAUUGUGGAAUAACCUCUGCAAGAUUGUGGACUCUCCAUAAAAUGGACAUGUGGAGCCAUAUAGCUGCCAAAAGCACCUAUUUCAGUGUUGGACUGGAUCUGCUUUGAAAUGGUGAAAAAAGAUCCCACAAAGUCUUUUUGAGAAAUGAAAGCUAAAGAGAAUUGAACCUGAUUCACUGAAAUAUCAGUGCAGCUUGUCAUAUAGUUGGUUUUAUUGUUUUGUUUUAAUUAUUAUUUUCAAUAACCUAAAAGGUUUGGAUAAAAAGCUCUUGCACAAUGAAAAGCUCUUGCACUGUUUUUUACCAAGGUCUGGAAGUUAAACUUACUGUGAAUUUUUAUAAUGCCAGUGCAAUACUUUUGUUUGUAAGGGUGCUUUUAAAAUGUCUAUAUUAAACUGUUGAUGCAAAGCUGCAAAUGUAGUAGAAGUUGUUUAUAGUAAAUAGUAAAUACACAAUUUGUAGGGUCUCUUGUAAAAAGUGUCAUUGUUAUUCUGAAAUAACCUGGAAUCUGAGAGUUUAUAAGUAGACAACACCAGUGAUGUUGGCAUACAAGUACAUUCUUUGUAGUUACAAAUGAUGUAAUAUGAUGACACUUGCAAGAGUCAUUUUUAGUCCAGUGACGUUGGAAAUUAUUUUCCUAAUGCUGAAGCAUUUGAGAGAGGGAACAUGACCAAAAGAAACCCUGGUGAUUAACAAGUACUCCAAGGCAUUGUAAAACAUUAACAAACAGUACUUGGAAAAAGAUUUAUAUUAAUGCUAGUGAUACCUAAAACUGUGCUAAUGAUAAAAUUCUGUGGAGAAUUUCCUCAGGAGUUGUUCUGGUUUUGAAGUAACACUAAGAGUUUGGUGCCACCAUCAGCAAAUACUGGUAGGUCUUAAAAUUUCAAUGCACAAUUGUUCUAUGCCACACCUCAUUGAAUACUAGAGGUGGAAUUAAGGAAAAUAUUUACUAAGGACACUGUGGCUGUACUUCCUUAUGAACUCUUGAAAUGUCUUUCAGUGUUUUCUUGUAAAAUUACUGGAGUAACUUAUUUUCUUUGCAUAUUCUCAUUUUUAAAUGUUUUCCAAAUUCUCUAUAUUUUAACAAAUUCAGAAGAACACUAAAUUUAAAGGUCUGAAAUGUGAUUUCUCCUUUACUAUCUGCAGUUUUUAGGAGGUGUAUGCAAUUUGUUUCCUGCUUUUAAUGGAACUGCAAUGUGACACCACUGCAGUGUUACAAUGGCCUGAUUAAAAAAACCAAACAAGCUCCUCCCUUAAAACCUGUAGAUCAGUUUUCAUUUGCAAUAAUUUUUUCAUUUCAUUUUUCCUGAACAGAAAGAUAUGCUUUUUCUGAUUCCCCAUAGUUUCACUUAUAAAGUGAAUUAUGAGAUACAGUGUUUAAUAAGUGGAAUGAUUAUUAGUAGCUAUAAAUUAAGCCCAAACUCAUAUAUGUUGUUCACAUACUUAGUCUGUGAAAACCAAAAUUUUCUUAUUCAAGUGUUGCAAUAGUAAUUGCUAGAGUGAAUUGAGCAGGCCUUUGCUUUCCUUGUAUAUUACAAUGUAAUUAAUCUUAAAUCCAAUAGCAGUACUUAAUGAUUGUUGCAUAAGAUGGCAGCUAGAGUGCAACUUCACUCAAAAGUUACGUGGAAUUCCAACUAGUUUACUAGUAUGAAUAGUAUAUGUUUUAAAAAUGAAAUAUAGGAGCUGAUCCAUCAGUUAAGGAGGAUGUGAAGCACAGAAAAGCACUAAAGCACUAGAAGGUUACUGAGAUGGUGAGUCCAAACAAUGAGACAGACAGGUCUUGCUGUGGAGCAGUGAUACCUGUUGUAAGUAUUGUAACUAGUUUCUUUUUGAAAAUGCAUCCAAUUACUGUUUCACGCAAUCAAUUUGCCUUCUAAACCAGGAAGGCUAAUACUAAACAGAAACUGGGAAUCAUCUGCAGUUACACAUUAACAAAUAUUUAACACUAUUUUAGUUUCCUUAUCAGCUCUUUUCAAUGCAGCACAAAGUCCAUUCAAAGAACUUUUAGAUUGUUAACUGGAAGGAAGCUCUUGGACACGUUUAGGACUGCUUGCUGUUACGUGAACAGAGUUGUACAGCUAAAAGAAUUCCUCUAGCCAUUGAGGGAAGUCCUGUGCAUGCUGUUUAAAAUCUUAGGCAAAAUCACAAAGAACCAAACUACUUCCAGAAGGGUGGCUACAGAAGUCUUUUGCUAGUUAAGUCUUAAAACUAGCUCAAAAUGUCAUCCUACACUCCACUAAAGGAAAAAUACCAACUUCCAGCUUCUAACUAUGUAGAUGGAUUAAAUGCUUGUUAGACUUUAAACAUGGACUGCAUCUAAUGGAAGAUUUCAUGUGAUAUAUAGUGUCUACUUAAAUGGGAA
Vidua chalybeata is the source of this 2846-nucleotide messenger RNA. RefSeq names its product transmembrane protein 238-like. Bases 1 to 393 code for a protein of 130 amino acids. The record is from RefSeq and is a predicted model, not a curated record. The transcript has 2 exons. Lineage: Eukaryota; Metazoa; Chordata; Aves; Passeriformes; Viduidae.